Messenger RNA from Lobosporangium transversale, 4108 nucleotides. RefSeq lists its product as hypothetical. The record is from RefSeq and is a predicted model, not a curated record. Gene Ontology annotation, biological process: protein phosphorylation; signal transduction. Lineage: Eukaryota; Fungi; Mortierellomycota; Mortierellomycetes; Mortierellales; Mortierellaceae. The transcript has 13 exons. Bases 282 to 4007 code for a protein of 1241 amino acids. Gene Ontology annotation, molecular function: protein serine/threonine kinase activity; ATP binding.
UUUCAUUUGCUUGCUUGUCUUUCCUCUUUCUUUCUUGCCUUUCCUCGUUUCUCUCCCGUCUUGGUUGCUAUUCGGCACUUCAUCCCUUUCGGAACAACUGGACGUAUUUACACAUUACCCAUUCAUUCAAUUUUAUAUUGAUCCUUCUUUUUAUUAGUGUGUAAUACCCAACAGUCCUCCCUCUUGUUUCUCCCCUCUCACUCUCUCUCUCUUCCCUUCUCUAGUCAACUUUAAUAUUUGGUCUCCCCUCAGGCAUAGCGUGUUGCCAAAGCUCUAUCAACAUGGCGGAUAACUUCCAGAGCCGCAUCCAAGAGAUGACGCGAAAGCUACAGACGGAGCAACGUGUCAAGGAUGCCACCACAGUGAUGCGAACACGGCAUACCAACCCAGCCGCCAUCGCCCAAUGUGAGAUUACCCUGCAAGAAUCUCAGAAGCGUAUUGAUUAUCUUACAAAGGAGAUUGAAAGGUUGCAGAUCCGUCAGUCGCAUCAACAACAGCAACAGCGUAUUCAACAACAACAGCAUCAGCAGCAUCAACAACAGCAACAACAGCAACAACAGCAACAGCAGAAAAGUCUUAAUCAAUCGCAUAGCUUUGACUAUGCAUCGGUCUCUGACUCGAGUAUGGAUCCUAUCCUGACAGGCGAGGACGAGUACAAAGAUCGAGACCUAGUAUCCAACUCGGGUCAAUAUCUAGCAGGUGACUUUGGCCCAGUUCCGCUGAUCAUGCCACAGUCUCAACCACUGACGGUAUCGACAGUAUCGCUUGCUUCAGGGACCACAUUGAAUUCCCCUCAACUGGAAUCAGCCAUGCUGGAGCUACCAAAGAAACCAGCUUACACUAAUCUAGAUCUCUUAAAGUCAAGUACGCCUAUUACGACGGCAAAGAUUUCCAACAAGUUACGAGACCUCGCAUUCAAACUUGAUGUUGAAAAGAAAUUGAAGGCAGGCUCAGAACGUUUGGCAGUGCUAUAUAAGAAUGACCCGUCUAUGGGAGACAAAAAAAAUAGGGCUGGCGUCAACGGGGAACUAUUGGAGAGCAACGAAAAAAUCGUACUCCUGAAGCGGGCCCUCCAAAAGUACCAGCAGCUGUUUGUACCAGGCAUGGAAGAUGAUGACGACAGUGAGCCUAAGGCACUCAACAGAGUAGGUGCAGGUUUACGCAAGCCUAACACCGGUACACUCAAGAUCCGUGUGAUAGCAGUCAAGCAACAGAAUAAUGCACCUAUUAGAACGGUGAAGAUACCAGAAACGUUGUGCAUGAUUAAAGUGGAUGGUGUUCCCCGUGCUAAGACCCGACCAGCCCGAUCUGGGCCUCAGGGUGCACGAUGGAACGAGGAUUUUGAUAUUCCCGUGGAGAAGGCCAGUGAACUUGAGCUAACCCUUUAUGACAGAGCAGAAAAUCAUCUUAUUCCCAUCGGCUGUCUCUGGGUCAAAAUCUCAGAUAUUACAGAUGAAUUACGUCGUAUGAAAGUCAAGCUCGAGAGUGGUCCUGGUUGGGCACCAGCAGGAGUGGCAGGGCAGAUGAAUACAGACGAAAACGGACAAUUGCCUGACCCAUCUACUGGCACCUCAGGAUAUGGAGCCAAUAACAACAAUAAUCCCUCUGUUAUAGUUGAUGGCAUCGAAACAUGGUUCGAUCUAGAGCCAGUUGGCCAGAUCUGCCUCAAACUGAACUUUGUCAAGGACACAGUAGGUGUCAAGCGUUACCCAUCCCGACUUGGUCGUGCCGGUGCUGUUCGAAAGAAAAAAGGCGAAGUCAAAGAAGUCAAUGGGCACCAAUUUGCUGUCCAGCAGUUUUAUCAGAUCAUGCGAUGUGCUCUUUGCUCCGAUCUCUUUUCAGGAGCGGGAGCUCAGUGUGAAGACUGCAAAUACACAUGCCACCGCAAGUGCUUUGAGAAGGUCGUUACAAAAUGUAUAUCGAAAUCUAAGGCAGACAAGGAUCCUGAUGAGGAAAAGCUUAACCACCGUAUUCCCCAUCGCUUUGAGGCGUUCACCAAUUUGUCUGCAUCAUGGUGCUGCCACUGUGGAUAUAUUCUGCCGUUGGGCAAGAAAGGAGCUAAGAGAUGCACAGAGUGCAGUAUCACUAGUCAUGCGACUUGCUCACACUUGGUCCCCGAUUUCUGCGGUAUGGAUAUGGAGAAAGCAAACAUGAUUUUAAUGGAGAUCAAACGUGCAAAGAGACAUACAGCCGACAGCCGACUAAACCCUGCCUCAAACAAGCACCCGGCCAUUCGCCCCGGUCAAUUAGAAUCUGGUCAAUCUUCACCUGUGGAUGGCCGAUUCCCACCUGGCUCGCCAGACUCUCGUGGCUCUCAUAGACAGCCAACAUCACCACACUCUCCAUCUUCGAAAUACGCGUCUUUACCUAUCCAGCCGCAACAGCCAUCUUCGCCUCGUCAACCUCCUCCAAAACUACAAAUGCCAUCGCACAUAUCCAGUUCUGGAGAUACAUUUAUGGAGGGAACCACUGGUUUUAGCUCUUCUACUACCCUUGGAUCACUUUCUUUAAAACACGAAUACGAGGUAGAUGAGCCUGGUCAACUACAAUAUGAAAUUGAGCAGCAGAUGAUGCAGCAGCGACAGCAGGACCAACAGCAGCAGCAGUAUCAGCAACAGCAGCAGCGCCAGAAGCACGAGAUGCAUGAUAUGAUGCAGCAACCGCAUUAUCAGCAGCAACAACAACAACUCCAGGAGCAUCAGCACCAUCUCCAACAACAGGAGCUUGCACAUCAGCAACGUCUUCAGCAGGAGCAUCAGGUGCAGCUCCAGCAGCAGCAGCAAAUACAAAUGCAACAGCAGCAACAGCAAUACCAGAACUAUCAGCAACAACAGCAGUAUUAUCCUCAACAGCAGCAGCAGCAGCAGCAAUAUCAGCAGUCGCCUUAUGGCCAACAACCAUCACUCAACAUGCAGCAACAAAGACAGCAGCAUCAACAGCAGGCGGAACAGACGCCCAAUCAGCUGGUGAAAAACUCAAACCCGCUGCAGGUUGGUCACAAACCUCGUAAGGUUGGACUGGAUGAUUUCAACUUCUUGGCGGUUCUUGGAAAAGGCAAUUUUGGAAAGGUCAUGUUAGCGGAGGACAAGCUCACAAAGGGUCUUUAUGCUAUCAAAGUAUUGAAGAAAGAAUUCAUUAUUGAGCAUGAUGAAGUAGCGAGCACUCGAUCAGAGAAGCGCGUUUUUAUGACCGCGAACAAGGAGCGCCACCCAUUCUUGGUGGGUCUACAUUCAUGCUUCCAGACAGAGACACGUAUUUAUUUUGUAAUGGAUUACGUCUCUGGAGGCGACUUGAUGUUGCAUAUUCAGCGUGAGCAGUUUUCGGAAAGACAAGCUAAAUUCUAUGCAUGUCAAGUUCUUCUUGCCCUCGAAUACUUCCACAAGAACAACAUCAUUUACCGUGAUUUGAAAUUGGAUAAUAUCUUGUUGGCUUUGGAUGGACAUAUUAAGAUUGCUGAUUAUGGUCUUUGCAAGGAAGACAUGUACUAUGGAUCGACUACCAAUACGUUCUGUGGUACUCCCGAAUUCAUGGCGCCUGAGAUUUUGAGCGAGCAAAAGUAUGGUCGUGCUGUGGAUUGGUGGGCUUUCGGUGUUCUUAUCUAUGAGAUGUUACUGGGUCAAUCACCAUUCAUUGGUAAUGAUGAGGACGAGAUUUUCGAAGCCAUUCUGGAGGACGAGAUCUUGUACCCUAUCAAUAUGUCACGCGAUUCCGUUUCAAUCUUACAAAAGCUUUUGACGCGUGAUCCAGAGAAGCGACUUGGAAGCGGCAAAUCAGACGCAGAGGAGAUCAAGCGUCACCCAUUUUUUAAGGGUGUGAACUGGCAAGACAUAUUGGAGAAGAAGGUCCCGCCUCCCUUCUUCCCCAAGGUCCGAGGUCCAACCGACACAUCUAACUUUGAUGUUGAAUUCACUCGCGAGAUUCCUGUACUCACCCCUGUACAUAGCCAUCUCACCGCGCAAGAUCAAGCCAACUUCCAGGGCUUUUCGUAUGUCGCCGAGUGGGUUUAGAGGCAACGUCUAGAGAAAUUCCUUCUUUGAAGGGGGGAAAAAAAAGAAAAAAAGAAAAAAAAAUAAUAUAUCUAGUAUAAUACAAUAAACUAAACAUCUAC